AAAAUUUAUUAUUCUCUCUCUCCUCCAUAGCCUAAACUCUCUUGAUUUACUCCAUUUUUCUUUGUUUAACUUAUAUUUCUUUUUUGUUCCAUUUAUAAUCUCAAGUUGUUUUUACAAUGGUAGAUUCAGCAAAUCCUUCACUAUUAUCAUCACCAAUAUCAACAAAACAUCACCUACCAAUAAAAUCAAUAGACACAACAAAGCAUAUCCUUAAUACAAGAAGAAGUUUGAAUUGCACAAUUGGAUUUUCAAUUUUGAUCUUCAUAGCUUGUACAUUUUUGCUAGCCUCUACAUCUUCUACCCAUUUUUUUCACUCAUCUCCUUUUUGGCUCAAUAGUUUCAUAAAGUCCACAACCAAUUCUAACCCUAAUAUCUCAUACAAACAACAUUAUUUUCCUUCAUUUUUCUCUAAUUUUCCUUAUAGUUCUCCCUCUCUUUCUCACAAUCCAAACAUCCCAUCUCAAGUAAAUAAUACUGGAGUUGAUUUGUUAUCUCAAGAUUCUAACAAUGCAACAUCAAUGUCUAAUGAUUCAAGAAACUAUGAUAAGAAUCUUGAUUUAUUGGAGAAACAAAAUGAAACCAAGAAAUAUGUGAUGCAAGAGAAGAAUAGUACAAGGAAUGACAAGGCAUUAAUUCCAAAAAGGAAAAGAAAUUACAAGAAAUGGGUGGAGAUGAUGAGAGGUUGCAAUUUAUUUGAUGGGAAAUGGGUAAGAGAUGAUUAUUAUCCUCUCUAUAAACCAGGAUCUUGCCCUUAUAUUGAUGAGCCUUUCAACUGUUUUGUAAAUGGAAGGAAAGAUAAUGCUUAUGAAAAAUAUAGAUGGCAACCUAACCAUUGCAAUAUACCAAGGCUGAAUGGGAAAUAUAUGUUGGAGUUAUUGAGAGGGAAGCGUAUGGUUUUUGUGGGUGAUUCUCUGAAUCGGAACAUGUGGGAGUCCAUGCUUUGCAUUCUUCAAAAUGAAGCUCCAAAUAAAAACAAUGUUUUCGAAGUCUCUGGUAGACAAGAAUUUCGAACCGAAGGCUCUUAUUCUUUUAUGUUUCAAGAUUACAACUUCACGGUGGAAUUCUUUAGAACAACAUUUCUGGUUCAAGAAUGGGAAUCGGAAAUAAACGGAACAAAGAAAGAAACACUUCGGAUAGAUAGGAUGGAGAGUGCAGCUGAAAAGUAUAAAGAUGCAGACGUUCUUGUUUUCAACACAGGCCAUUGGUGGACUCAUGAGAAAACUUCUAGUGGGAAAGGGUAUUACCAAGAAGGUGAGCAUGUAUAUGAUGAACUCAAUGUUGAUAUAGCAUUUAGGAAAUCUAUGAGUACAUGGGCCAAUUGGGUUGAAGCCAAUGUAGAUCCUCUGAAGACGCUUGUUCUUUUCAGGGGCUAUUCUGUUUCUCAUUUCAGAGGUGGAGAAUGGAAUUCAGGAGGGCAUUGUGAUGGUGAGACGGAGCCAUUAAAGGAAGAAAAAGAGUUCGAAACAGAUCCACCAAUGGUCAAAAUUAUGGAGUCAGUACUUGAAAAGAUGAAGGCACCGGUGUUUUACUUAAACGUUACAAGAAUGACUAAUUUUCGAAAAGAUGCUCACCCUUCUUUUUUUAGAGAGAUAAAUUCAUCUGAGGAGGACAAGAAAUCGGGUGUGAGAAUUCAAGAUUGCAGCCAUUGGUGUCUCCCUGGUGUUCCUGAUAUGUGGAAUCAAAUUAUUUAUGCUCAACUCCUUUUUAAACAUAGGGAGAAGCUUCUUCAACAACAUCUUCUUGCUCAAAGAAGCCCAUAGAAUUUUGUUUAUAUAUAAUAAUAUAUAGAGGUAUGCAUCGGUAAUAUUGGUUCGGUUCAGUUUGUAAUUUGCAAAAACUGUGCCGAAUUGUAUGUAUAUUGAAAAUCAAAUUAUUAUUUUUUAGCCAAAACCGAACGAUUUAUAACCGAAAUUUGUCGAUCGGUUCGGUUCGGUUUUGGUUUGAUAGUUCGGAUUGA
Messenger RNA from Mercurialis annua (annual mercury), 1957 nucleotides. RefSeq names its product protein trichome birefringence-like 1. Gene Ontology annotation, cellular component: Golgi apparatus. The transcript has 5 exons. The record is from RefSeq and is a predicted model, not a curated record. Gene Ontology annotation, molecular function: O-acetyltransferase activity. The coding region runs from base 117 to 1760 and encodes 547 amino acids. Lineage: Eukaryota; Viridiplantae; Streptophyta; Magnoliopsida; Malpighiales; Euphorbiaceae.